UCCCAGAUUAGACGUGUGGCCAGAAUCAAAAUAAAGUCUCUGUGUGUCUCCCUGCAGCAGACGGCUGUUCAGAAACAAACCGUGUACACUCAUCAAAAACAACGCAGAGUCUCCUGGCACAAACAAGCUUCUGAGUUUCCUCUCUGGAUUAUUUCUGGUUCUGUGGACAGCUCUUGGACCGAACACAUGGCUUUAUUGAAAUCUGGCUGGCUCUGGAGACAGACCUCCAUUCUAAAACGCUGGAAGCUGAAUUGGUGUGACCUGUGGAUCGACGGGAGUCUAGUCUUCUACAAGACAGACAGCAGACGAGAAUUUGAGCACAGAGUGGGCAUUAAGACCAGCUGUGUGAGUGUCAAGUCUGGCCUGGAGUGUGCAGGUCUUUCUCCCCCAGAGAACCACUCAAGGGAGAACCUAGUACUGGUGCAGCUUAGAGACGGUUCCACUGUUAUCCUGUGUGCCAACAGUGAAGACGAGGCACUAGCAUGGAAAUUGACCAUUCAAGAGGCAAGACAGAACCCAUUCACGUAUGACCCAUACGAUGACUCCUAUCAGUCGAUCCCAAUGGAUCGCCACAACACCAUCUACCUCGCCCCUGGAUCAGGUACGCAUCACAUACUGAUCCAGAGAGAUCCAUACGAUGGCAUAGGAGAGCAGGUGGCUCUGGGGCUACUGGCGGGCAUGGCUGUGGGUGCUGCCAUGCGUUCCUACCUCUGGAUGCCCUUCUUAUUCUGCUGAUAAAGCCACUGAACUGGACCAGGGAUCUUGAGCACGGAGGCACAGCUGGGAAACACCCAGGCUGCAUAUACACUCACCUAAAGGAUUAUUUCUCAUUAAUACAAUUAUCUAAUCAACCAAUCACAUUGCAGUUGCUUCAGUGCAUUUAGGUGUGGUCCUGGU
Messenger RNA from Esox lucius (northern pike), 897 nucleotides. It is a transcript of the gene plekhb1, whose product is annotated as pleckstrin homology domain containing B1. Gene Ontology annotation, cellular component: membrane. The coding region runs from base 187 to 735 and encodes 182 amino acids. The transcript has 6 exons. Gene Ontology annotation, biological process: regulation of cell differentiation. The record is from RefSeq and is a predicted model, not a curated record. Lineage: Eukaryota; Metazoa; Chordata; Actinopteri; Esociformes; Esocidae.